Molecule: messenger RNA, 1650 nt
Organism: Sclerotinia trifoliorum
Lineage: Eukaryota; Fungi; Ascomycota; Leotiomycetes; Helotiales; Sclerotiniaceae
Source: the annotation of a GenBank genome assembly
AACCACGUUGGAUCACGUAAACAUAAAAAGUGCUCCUCGAUCAAUUUGACUCACUACAUUUGUUCUUAUUAUCUUCGGUCUCAGUAUCGAAACACCAUCAAAUCAAGCCGGCGGCCAUCUAUAUUGCAACAUACUCUCCCAAUCAGAACGUACUUGCAUUGUCCACCAAUCUUAAAGUUCAGUAACCAAUUGAAACUUCUUCGCACAGAAGCAGAGUCCGCACUGAUUCAUACCACUAUUGUGAAAGACCACAUCACAGAUAGUUGAAGUCACCGCUUGAAUUCCAUUUGAACACACCGACUACUGAUCAGACAAUCUUGACUUAUCCCUGUCUGUCAUCGGUGUCCCGCCCUGCAUUACCCGAAAUGGCAUCUCAAUGCUCUUCUCUCAGGGACGCACCAAGGGUUCCGGAGUUGUCAAUGCUGUCUAUCAACGUGUUCUACGCUCAGAAGGAUACAAAUAUAAAGCGAUGUAGAAGUAAUUGUCGAAGCAUUGAAGUCGACAUUUUCUAUCCUUUGGACUACAAUUUUUCAGAAAAUCCAAGUACAGACAUGGAAUCGGGAGAAAUCAUGGAUGGGAAAUAUCCUUGUCUCAGCUCUGCAGAUGCACUAACUCCAUUCGAACAUUCAUCACAUGAAUUCUCCUCCUCGCCAAUUACCUCGACGUCAGGAAAAUCACAUUUUCCUUUCCUCUCUCUACCAAUAGAAAUCCGCCUGAAAAUCUAUCUCCUCCUCCUUCCACCCCGCCACCACAAAAUCACUACUCAAAUCCCCCAUAAUGGAUACUAUUUUCCACCCACAUGCAUUCCUGCUCGCGCUGCUCAAUCAUUUUACCCCAUAUCCCCAGACAACCCCGAAAGACUCACCACCUACAAAAUCCUCUCCGCUAAUUCUCACGUCGACUUCCCAAAUCCGAGUAUCCAUACGCGUAUUUUAAGUGUAUGUCAAAAAAUUCAAGAAGAAGCCGAGGAAGUACUUUAUGGAAAUGAAAAUAGUAUUUGGGACUUCGGUAUGAAUAUCGAAGCGGUAAAUACUUUUUGGAGUGAUCGAAGUCAGGUUGCUCGGGCAUGGGUUAGAAAUUUGAAGAUUGCGAGGGAAAUCUCGGAAUUGAAGAUUUUUCUUGGUAUUGAUGUGAUAUGGGAGAAUUUAUGUGAACUCAUCACUCGCGAAUUCUCGGGACUGAGAUGCCUGGAUUUAACGGUUUGGGGAGGUACGGGCGAGAAAAGUUUUCUGGAGAAUCUUUAUUCUUCCGAUACGAUGCAAUCGUUCUCGUUGGGUGAUGAUGAUGAAGGGAAGAGAUCGAUAGGGAAUCUGAGAAAUAGACGGAAUCUUCACGAGUGGGAUUACACCAGAAAGUUACUUGCGCAUGAGGGAUUCAGGAGUGCAAAGGUUACGUGGUGGGAAUUUAGAACUGGGGCUAAAACUUUCAUGGCAAAGUGGAUGUUAGAGAAUCGUUUGUGGACUGAGGAUAUGAUUAGAGAGGGGGCUGUGGUUCAAGAUGUGGUUAUUUGGAAUAGUGGGAAGUUUUGAUCUUGGGAGUUGGGAUUUGGGAGUUGGACUUAGGUGUUGAGAUGAAAUGAAAAGAGAUGAGAAGAACUAGUUAAUGUAUGAAUGGAGAAUUAGACUGGAAUCUGAGAAUAUACUAUAAUAU